Molecule: messenger RNA, 312 nt
Organism: Anisakis simplex (herring worm)
Lineage: Eukaryota; Metazoa; Nematoda; Chromadorea; Rhabditida; Anisakidae
Source: the annotation of a GenBank genome assembly
AUGCGCGCAUUUUUUACAUCAGAUCCAAAAACUCCGAUAAAUCGAUCGCCGAUUCUGCAGUUAACCCGACUGAAUCGUCUUCGUCGACACGACCGUGCAAGUUGCAAUUUUCAGAUCUACCUGAAUCAACCGCUGCAUGCGAUCAUGGAUCGGGUUUGUGUCAUUUGUCAUGAGAUGUUCUCGCACGAACGACCCAAUAUGCGAGUUGAAUGUCGCUCGAACUGCUUCAGAUCGGAGCAUUUCCGUAAAUGUCUGGAUAUGUUCCGACCUAAUCAAGAAGCUCAGGUUUUGCUUAAGGGUAGCAGUAGUUAG